AUGGCCAAAACAAAGCAGGCAGAUGGCAUGCAGACGGUUCUGGACUGGGACGACGCGGUUCCUGAUAAUAUCGCAGAGCGAUGGCGAGUAUUUCGAGACAACUUACUGAGGAUCGGCGAGAUAAACGUGAUCGCUGCUGUGUACCUAAGAGUAGAGCAUCAGGACGGAAGAUGCUAUACAACUCUGAUGGCAGCAAAAUCAAUGAUUACUCACACCAAGCCCUUAACUAUACCUCGAACAGAGUUAAGUGGAGCGGUAUUGGCCAUCAAAUUGGUGAGGUGGCUAACUAUGGCUAAGUUUCUGAGCUGCUUUCUGGUCCAGACUUUCUAUUGGACGGAUGCUACAAUUGUGCUGCACUGGUUGUAUGGAGACGUCAAUAGAUGGAAGACCUUUGUUGCGAAUAGAGUCGUCUUCGUUUUGAAUCAUUCCUCGCCAAUUCAGUGGAGGCACGUUAGCUCUACCGAGAAUCCAGCGGAUUGCGCUACACGCGGUCUCACUCCCAUUGAGCUAAAGGACUUCGAGCUGUGGUGGCGAGGGCCAUCGACAGAUUUCGGUCAAAUUGGCAUUAACGACGCCGCUUUAGAGGCAAAGGUGGCCAAAAUGCGAGUUCACCAUGCAGUCCCGCAGCCGUCGUUUCUUGAGAGAUUUUCAACACUCAGCCAGGCUUUACGAGUCACAGGCUACAUCAUGCGCUUCAAGGACAACGCGUCCGGCAAGGUAGACAGACGCCUUGGGCACUUAAUAACUGAAGAGCUCGACUACGCUUUAUUAGCCGUCGUGCGUAUCGUACAACGCGAAUCGUUCGCAACCGACUUGUCUGCAGUAAGGAACUCCAAACGGUUGCCCUCGCGGAGCAAAUUAUUAAAUUUGUCGCCGAUAUUAGAGGAAGGCAUCUUGCGGGUGAGGGGACGACUUCGCCAUUCUAGUUUGUCGCACGAACGUCGUCAUCCGAUAAUCCUGCCAAGCUCUCAUCAUUUCACCGAAUUAGUAAUACGUCACUCUCACUAUCUAACCCCGCACGGAGGCGCGCAGUUGACUUUGGCACACGCGCGUCAGCGUUUUUGUAUCCUGACAGGACGGCAAGCAGUUCGAAGGGUUAUACGGAAAUGUGUUCGCUGCUUCAGAACGCGACCAACUACUACGGCUCAGCUUAUGGGAGACUUGCCCGUUCAUCGAGUCAACCCUCCUAGUCGACCAUUCAUUGCCACUGGUAUCGACUACACAGGCGCAAUAGAGAUUAAAGCAGCGCGUCUACGAGGCACUAGCUUUUACAAGGGAUACAUCGCUGUGUUCAUUUGUCUCGCAACCAAAGCGGUGCAUUUGGAGGCGGUGACAGGUCUCACCACGGAACAUUUUUUACUGGCUCUGGACAGAUUCACCGGGCGACGAGGAAUGGUUCAGCACCUUUACAGUGACAACGGUACCAACUUUGUUGGUGCAAACAAUGUAAUGAAGACGGUGUACGGUCAGCUUCAAGCGGAUUACGAGAAGCUCAUCGCCCCCAAGCUUGCAUCGCAGCGCACAACAUGGCACUUCAAUCCUCCUCUGUCACCUAACUUUGGUGGGCUUUGGGAGGCCAAUGUAAAGUCGGUUAAACACCAUCUAAAGAGAGUCAUUGCAGAUCGUCGGCUUACCUACGAAGAGUUGUCUACGGUGCUCGUAAGCAUAGAAGCGUGUCUCAACUCAAGGCCGCUUUGCCCUCUCACGGCUGACCCGGACGAUCUAGAAGUGCUUACCCCAGCGCACUUUCUCAUCGGAGACUCAAUGCUGGCGCCGCCGGAAUAUCAACCACCAUCCAGAUCCUUCGCAGAGCAGUUUCUCAUCCAGCAGACGAUGAUACGACAUUUCUGGAAGGCGUGGAGUCAUACCGAGGAUACGCAUCCGAGCUCGCACCACAGCCUGGUGGACCCGGACAAGCGAGGAUGUCUCAUGCUAGGUCUAGCAUUGGCGGGCGGCAUAUUCAGUUUACUGCUUGUCCCGAUAGUUUGA
Messenger RNA from Drosophila rhopaloa, 1989 nucleotides. RefSeq lists its product as uncharacterized. Gene Ontology annotation, molecular function: nucleic acid binding. The transcript is spliced from 3 exons. Lineage: Eukaryota; Metazoa; Arthropoda; Insecta; Diptera; Drosophilidae. The record is from RefSeq and is a predicted model, not a curated record. Gene Ontology annotation, biological process: DNA integration. Bases 1 to 1989 code for a protein of 662 amino acids.